UCGACUUGUAUUGUUGCUAUAUUAUAGUGAUGGGGAUGUUAGGAUUGCGAAGCGUAUUAUUUGCUGUUGUGGUUCACAUUCUAGUAAUAUCAGCUGCUGCUGACAUUAAGAAUUUGAAGAUAUGGCCAAUGCCAUUAUCGGUUAGCUAUGGACAUAGGAAUCUUCAACUUAGUAAUGAGUUUGUGCUCAAGACUGAAGGCAGCAAGUACCCUGAUGCCUCUGGAAUUCUCAAGGAAAGUUUUUCAAGGUUACUUGAUGUCAUAAAGGUAGCUCAUGUCGUUGACGCCAACUUCUCAUAUGACGGUCCUUCUCCGGUGCUAAAGGGAAUCCAAGUGAUCGUCCUUUCUCCAAGCGAUGAGCUGCAGUACGGUGUUGAUGAAUCCUACAACUUAACCAUACCAGAAAAAGGAAACCCAGCCUUUGCAUAUUUGACGGCAAAAACAGUUUAUGGUGCUUUGCAUGGUUUUCAGACAUUUAGUCAAGCAUGCCAUUUUAACCUUACAACCAGAUCAAUUGAAGUUCAUCAAGUUCCAUGGACCAUUGUUGAUCGGCCAAGAUUUUCUUAUCGAGGGCUUUUAAUUGACACUUCCCGUCACUAUCUGCCGUUGCCUGUGAUAUUGAAGGUCAUUGAUUCGAUGGCUUAUGCAAAACUGAAUGUGCUUCACUGGCACAUUGUAGAUACACAAUCAUUCCCACUCGAGAUACCUUCAUUUCCGAAACUGUGGAAUGGUGCUUACUCAAGUUCAGAGAGGUAUACCGUAGCUGAUGCUUCCGAGAUUGUGAGUUGCAGAUAUGCAGGAAGGCGUGGAAUCAAUGUAUUAGCUGAAUUAGACGUUCCAGGACAUGCUAAAUCUUGGGGUAUUGGUUAUCCUUCUUUAUGGCCGUCCAAAAACUGUCAAGAACCACUUGAUGUGAGCAGUGAUUUCACUUUCAAAUUAAUAGAUGGGAUUCUCUCAGAUUUUAGCAAGAUAUUUAAGUACAAAUUUGUUCAUCUAGGAGGUGAUGAAGUGGAUACAAGUUGCUGGACGUUAACUCCUCGUAUAAGCAAGUGGUUGAAGCAACACCGGUUGAAUGGAACCAGUGCUUAUGAGUACUUUGUCUUGCGAGCACAGAAGAUAGCUUUAUCCCAUGGAUACGAAAUUAUCAACUGGGAAGAGACAUUCAAUAAUUUUGGAAAUAAGUUGAGCCCAAAAACAAUAGUACACAACUGGCUCGGGGGCGGUGUUGCUCAGCAAGUAACUGCAGCUGGAUUGCGGUGCAUUGUUAGCAACCAGGACAAGUGGUAUUUGGACCAUAUUGAUACCACAUGGCAGGAUUUCUAUUCAAAUGAGCCACUAACUAAUAUUACAAAGCCUGAACAACAACGGCUGGUUAUCGGGGGUGAAAUUUGUAUGUGGGGUGAGCAUAUUGAUGGAUCAAACAUUGAAACAACCAUAUGGCCUCGUGCAGCAGCAGCUGCAGAGAGGCUGUGGACCGCUUAUGACAACAUUGCCAAGAAUCCAGAACAAGCUGCUCGCAGGUUGGCGUAUUUCAGAUGCCUAUUGAAUCAAAGAGGAGUGGCUUCUGGUCCAUUAACCGGAGGCGGGCGAGCUGCCCCAGAUGAACCAGGUUCUUGCUAUGAGCAAUAGUUACCUCAAGUGUUCUAUUUGCUCUCAUUCUUUCAUCAAUCCUUCUAAGAAUAAAUUUAAAUGAUAUAUAUAAAUGCAUUAGAAGUUGUCGAUAUCCAUUGUAAGGCAACACUCUCUGUUGUAAUUCUUUCGAAGGAAUAUGGAAGUUAUAUCAGCCUUAUU
Messenger RNA from Solanum verrucosum, 1790 nucleotides. RefSeq names its product beta-hexosaminidase 3. Gene Ontology annotation, cellular component: membrane. Gene Ontology annotation, molecular function: beta-N-acetylhexosaminidase activity. The transcript has 14 exons. Gene Ontology annotation, biological process: glycosaminoglycan metabolic process; carbohydrate metabolic process. Bases 30 to 1628 code for a protein of 532 amino acids. NCBI's taxonomy places the organism in Eukaryota, Viridiplantae, Streptophyta, Magnoliopsida, Solanales, Solanaceae. The record is from RefSeq and is a predicted model, not a curated record.